This is a messenger RNA of Helianthus annuus (common sunflower), 1185 nucleotides long. RefSeq lists its product as uncharacterized. Lineage: Eukaryota; Viridiplantae; Streptophyta; Magnoliopsida; Asterales; Asteraceae. Gene Ontology annotation, molecular function: helicase activity. The record is from RefSeq and is a predicted model, not a curated record. The transcript has 4 exons. The coding region runs from base 1 to 1185 and encodes 394 amino acids.
AUGAAGAAUCAAGAGUUGAUAGAUGUGGUGUUCACUUGGUCUAUUGAUGAUGUACUCAAUAGAGAUCUUAUCAGGAACAAGGUUACCAAAAUCCCACAGAAAUUUUCAUCCUUAACCGAUUACACCAAAUCGUUCAUCGAUCCACUACUCGAAGAAACCCAUGCGCAGUUACUGUCCAGUAUGAACAUCAUCUCUAGAGCAUCUACUCGUGAGAUCAAGGUUAGAUCGGAAACAAAAAAUAUGAAGUUCCCUAAUUACCACUCGUAUAGCAUAUCUUUGGAAAACAAGAGUAGAGGUGGAAAUUAUGAGCCUGAGGUGGGAGAUCUCAUUGUGUUGACAAAUGUAAAACCAAGAUGCAUUGAUGACCUCAAGCCUUAUGUCAUUGCUUUGGUCCAAUUUGUCAAUAAUGAAGAUCAUGGCACAUGCCAAGUUAUAUCGUCAAAGCCCAUACCGCUUUCUGGGGAACAAACACAUAAAUUCAUGCUGUUUGCAGUUCAUCUUAUGAACUUGACAACGAAUACGCGUAUCUGGCAAGCUUUGCACCCUAGUUUGGAUGGGAAUAAGAACAUGAAAAUGAUCAAUAAAGUGCUUCAAACUGACUCAGUGGGUAAUGAUAGAUGUACAAUCUGUACCAUUAAAGAUACUAAGAAAUCUGUUUCUCAGAACUUGCAAACAGCCAUGUGCAAUUUUAAAUUGAAUUCAUCCCAAGAAACCGCAGUCUGGAGUUGCAUUACUGCUAGAAAAUGCCGUCAUCAGGAGACUGUAAACCUCAUAUGGGGUCCACCCGGGACAGGAAAAACAAAGACCACCGGUUGUCUUUUAUUCGCUCUAUGGGAACUGAAAUGUUGCACAUUAACUUGUGCUUCGACAAAUAAUGCUGUGUUAGAAGUUACAAAACGUUUCAUGAGUCUUGUAACAGGUUCACUCAAGUAUGCCCCUUAUGGUUAUGGAGACAUAGUUAUAUUUGGGAAUGGUAAACGAAUGAAAAUCGAUGAUUUUCAAGAACUCAGUCAAGUGUUUCUUGAAAGCCGCAUAUCUGCUCUUGCUGCAUCUUUGUCUCCAACUUCUGGUUGGAGAAGCAAGGCAGAAUCAAUGAAACGUUUGCUGAAAUCCCCGAAAGAUGAAUACAAUUUGUACUUACGCGAGUUUGAAACCAGGGAUGUUAGGAAGGAAAAGAAAAACUGA